ACGCACUUCGCACAUCAGCUGACUGGUCCAAAGAUAACACCCACUUUCCUGCGAGCCCUUAACGAGACCACUUGUACUCCUGCGAAAGCUUUGUUUCGAAGAUGGUCCAGAAGAUUGAAGUAGAGGGUUUCGACGCCUUCGUGGAGGCCGUGGAAUCCUUUAAAGCCUCGGGGAAGCCGGUCUUCGUCCUGUUUUCAGGCUCAAAGGCAGCGGGCGGCGUGAGUUGGUGCCCCGACUGCGUGACAGCCGAACCCGUGGUCAAGGGCGCCGUCGACAAAGUAGCUCCUGAGGACGCCGUCUUCAUCUAUGUUGGCGUCGGAGGCAGGGACUUCUGGAAGGACCCCAACUGUGUCUUCCGCACAGACGCCAGAACCAAGUUAAAAAGCGUCCCCACCCUGAUGAAGUACGGGACGCCGCAGAGGCUGGAGGAGGAGCAGUGCGCUAAGGCCGAAAUGGUCGAGAUGCUCUUUGAAGAUGCUUAGCAAACAAUUGUACAUGGCUGCCCAACAUAGGAAGAUGUAUUACUGAUUCCUGAAAAACAACUUAUUGUUUUUAUAACAAAUGAUUUAUGAACAAACCAGCUUUGUGUUUAGUUUUAAUGUAUGAUUAGGGCAACAGGGGAUCCCCAUAAUUAUCUUCAACACAAAUGUUUCUUCUAUUUAGAUAUGUUCUUAAGAUGUGAUUUUCCAGUGACACUUCUUAGAAUGUUAACUAUAUGAUUUAACCAGUUACUUUUGAAUGGCAAUUACAUUUAAUGAUUACCUGUUUGUAGUGUCACCAACAAUUUUUUAAUGUUACACUCUGUCACCUAUGAUACAUGCUUGACUAAUAUUUAUAUCAGGAGAGAUAAGCAACAUAAUACUUGGUUGCUUUAAUUUUUUGUUGCAGAUGUAAGAUAUCUUUGCCAAUGGCCAAUGAAUUUUGUAUGAGUUUCGUAUUUGAAAAAAAAAAGUACGAUAGUAACUCUGUAUAUCUUCCACUUUGGAUAAUAAUAUUGAUAGAAAUUUAA
Messenger RNA from Penaeus indicus, 1009 nucleotides. Its product is annotated as thioredoxin domain-containing protein 17-like. Gene Ontology annotation, molecular function: protein-disulfide reductase [NAD(P)H] activity. Bases 102 to 482 code for a protein of 126 amino acids. The transcript has a single exon. Gene Ontology annotation, cellular component: cytosol. The record is from RefSeq and is a predicted model, not a curated record. NCBI's taxonomy places the organism in Eukaryota, Metazoa, Arthropoda, Malacostraca, Decapoda, Penaeidae.